UUCGUGAUCACCGCAACCUUAGAAUUCUUUUCUUGAGAGCUACGUUCUUCCUGGGAACAUUGACAAGGCCUUCCGGUAUCAAAGCCUCGCACGCAAUGCCUGACCGGAGGUGUAUCUCCGAGGUAUAAAAUCGUUCUUCCAUCUAAGGCUUGAGAAGUAUUACAUGAAAACGUUGGAGUUGUUUCAUUUUGAUGAAGUGUCUUCAGGAGUCGUUCUAGCGAUUUCGUGGUUGAAUACCUCGAUGUACACAUCCCAGGUCGCUUUGAGUAUCUACUACUUGUAUCGCUUCGUGAUGACAAAGUGGUUGCGCUACUGGAUAUUGGCAUCGUUGGUCAUCGACGGGGCUUGUUCGAUCGUGGUUCUGGUCUACACUUACGAACUCCUGGUUAAUAACGCAGAUCCAUACGAACUAACUGCAUGGACCAUGCCGUUUGUAGUCUUAUUCACGUACGCCUCUGCCUCGAUUACGCAGGCAUUUUUCUGUUAUCGGUAUUGGACGAUCUCUAGGAAUAAAUGGAUUGCAGGAUGCAUUAUGUUUAUCAUUACAGUAAAUACGCUUUUCGCUCUGUUCAUUGCCAUCUAUUUUUCCCUCCAUCCGAAGGACCUGCUGUUAGCCUUACCGCUGGCGGUCACCGUAAUAUGUGCAGCAACAGACAUAGUUAUCGCAAGCUCCCUAGUUUGGGCAUGUUGGCACAUAGAGUCACCAUACGCAACCACAAGAAACAUAUUACGUCGUGUCAUGAUACAGGCCUUGGCUUGCGGCUUCUUAACAGCUAUUUCAUCAACACUCAUGAUUGUCUUUCUUCUCGUUGUCUUGAACGUACACUAUUCCUUCCUUGUUACACUCGGACGCAUUUACAGCCUCAGUGUUUUAUUAAAUCUUAUUCUGCUGAAGGGUAUGCAUCGUAAUGAUCCAUGCACGAUGUGGAUAGAUGGAAGUAUUGACAUUAAUGGACCUGCAGUCCUGGAUUCGAUUCUGUUUAAGAACACGUCAAAUGCCAAGACGGGCAAUACGCAGUUGAGUGAAAGUAGCCGCCCCUACCCGACGAGGACUUUAGCGAACGAUCAAUUUCUUUCCAUUCAUACUGUUUGAUUUUACUUAUAUCAGCAGAAGGAAGGCAUUGAGUAUCCACACCAUACUACU
Messenger RNA from Desarmillaria tabescens, 1144 nucleotides. RefSeq lists its product as uncharacterized. The record is from RefSeq and is a predicted model, not a curated record. NCBI's taxonomy places the organism in Eukaryota, Fungi, Basidiomycota, Agaricomycetes, Agaricales, Physalacriaceae. Bases 164 to 1093 code for a protein of 309 amino acids. The transcript is spliced from 13 exons.